This is a messenger RNA of Penicillium malachiteum, 1590 nucleotides long. RefSeq names its product adenylate cyclase-binding protein (gene capA). Gene Ontology annotation, cellular component: cytoplasm. NCBI's taxonomy places the organism in Eukaryota, Fungi, Ascomycota, Eurotiomycetes, Eurotiales, Aspergillaceae. The record is from RefSeq and is a predicted model, not a curated record. The transcript is spliced from 4 exons. Gene Ontology annotation, biological process: regulation of adenylate cyclase activity; cytoskeleton organization. Gene Ontology annotation, molecular function: actin binding; adenylate cyclase binding. The coding region runs from base 1 to 1590 and encodes 529 amino acids.
AUGGCGAGCGGCGGCCACAUGCACAAUUUCACCACCCUCAUCAAGCGGCUCGAGGCGGCGACCUCACGCUUGGAGGAUAUGGCAAUGUCCCUGGAUGACCCCAACUCUCCGAAGGGGGCUAUUGCUCCUGCUGCUGCUACUCCUGCAGUACCUGAGCCUCCAAAGCCUGCUCCUCCCCCACCCGCACCUCCGGCAGCCCCUCAAAUCCCCGCGCAGAUCCAAGACUUCGAUGCCUUGAUUAAAGGAGAUGUCCAGAACUUUGUGAAUCUGGGUGAGAAGAUUGGUGGAUUGGUCGCUGAACAGUCGAAAGCAGUCCUGCAGGCUUUCCAGGCUGAGCGCACCUACCUAUACGUUACAACAAAGGCCAAGAAGCCCGAACGCCUACCCGCGGAGCUUAUGACUGACCUCCACAAGGCGUCGGAUAGCAUUAACAAUGUUCGGGAAUCGAAUCGCGCAUCACCGUACUUCAACCACCUCAGCGCUGUUGCUGAGGGUAUCAUUGGCUUGGGCUGGUUCUUUGAAGACAAGCCCAAUGAGUUUGUGCUUGAGACGCUUGGUGCAAUCCAAUAUUACGGUAACAAGGUGCUUAAGGAGUACAAGGAGAAGGAUCACACACACAUUCAAUACAUUCAAGCAUACAACCAGAACUUCAAGGGACUGGCUGCCUAUCUUAAGAAGAACUACCCCAAGGGCCUGACCUGGAACAACGAGUCUGGUAUUGAUGCCCUGGAGGCCCUGAAACAAAUCAAGAGCGGGCCUGGCGCCCCAGCUGGACCCGGUGUUGUUCCCCCUCCCCCUCCCCCUCCUCCUCCCCCAGUCCCAGCUCUCAACGUUCCUGGUGGUGGUGCUCCCCCACCACCUCCUCCUCCAGGCAUCCCCCCUGCUCCUGCUCCCGCCGCUCCAGGUGCCGAUAUGUCUGCUGUCUUCGAUCAGCUCAACCAAGGCGAGCAGAUCACCUCAGGUCUCCGCAAGGUUGACAAGUCUGAGAUGACACACAAGAACCCCAGCCUGCGCGCCGGUUCCACCGCACCUGAGGGUUCCAGCGCCCGGGGCAAGUCUCCUGCUCCUAACAAGAAGCCCAAGCCCGAGAGCAUGCGCACAAAGAAGCCUCCCCGCAAGGACCUUGAGGGCAACAAGUGGCUUAUUGAGAACUUCGAAGCCCCCGAUGACAUUAUUGAGGUCACCGCAGCCCAGAACCAGUCUAUUCUCAUUUCUCGCUGCAACAAGACUAUUGUGAAGGUUACCGGCAAGGCCAACGCCAUUGCUAUCGACAACUGUAACGGUCUGUCCAUUAUCGUUGAAUCUCUCGUCAGCAGUCUGGAUAUCAUCAAGUCUCCCAAGUUUGCCCUCCAGAUCGAUGGCACUGUCCCUACUGUCCUGCUGGAUCAGGUCGAUGGCGCCACUAUCUACCUUGGUCAGCAGAGUCUUGCUACUGAGGUUUUCACCAGCAAGUGCAGUGCUAUCAACAUCAUGCUCCCGCCUAAGGAGGGUACUGAUGAUGACACCAAGGAGUGUCCCCUGCCUGAACAAAUCAAGAGCUACGUUAAGGACGGUGUUUUGGUGAACGAGAUUGUCGAGCAUGCUGGUUAG